AUGUGUGAGGAAGGAGCGGCCAAGCUGCGCCUGAAGCCCCGGACGGCGCCGCCCGCCCGCGGCCCGGAGCGCAGCCCCGGCCCCGAGCCCCCGCCGCGGCCCCCGCCACCGACUGACAGAUGUUCCUGGUUUGAAAAGGAAGAAUUAAAUGAGUGUGAGAAAACCUGGCUUUUGCUACUGAAAGACUUCAGUCAAGAUUCCCACUGCACAAACUGGGACACAGUGCCCAGCUUUCCGGAGUUCUUGGAAGAGAAACAACAGGAAAAGAGCCCAGAACACCAGGAAGUCUUUACAGUGGGAAUAAAAGACUUUCAGUGGGUAUCAUUCCCAUCUUUUCACAAAGAAUGUGUGAACCUCAAGGAUCUGAGCUCCCAGCAGCCAACACAAAGCCAGAGCAAUGAAUUGCAGAAAGGCCAAGCAGAUAAACUGAAAAGUUUAUCAUCCACAGCUGAGAAAACCUGCAGGGGAGCCAGUACAGAUGAAGCCAGAAGUGCAUCUGGGGCAGACACAAAAGGUGUUUCAGAGCUGGAUGUGAGACCCAAGUCCUGUAAAGUCCCUGGGCAGGGCAGCCCAGCACAGCCCUCAGCCUGGAUUUCACAAAGCCCUGCAGAGACUUGGAGCCCUCAGCAGCAGCACAGAGGGGCUGCACAGAACAGCAGGGCAGACAGGAGAGAAAAGGGGGAGGAAAAGCCUCAAAUCCAAACAGAUCAGGGGGAUGUUCCAGCAGGGGAGGCCACGGGGGUGCCUGUGGAGAAGCCUCAGCUGGGGAGAGCUCCUGGGGCUGAGAGCCACAAGGAGGAGAUGGAAAAGCAGAGUGAAGCAGCUUCAGCUCUUGACAGUUGUCCAAUGUGUCUGAUGCAGUUUAGUGGAAGACUCUCCCAGCUGGACAUGGAUGCCCACCUUGCCAGGUGCUUGUCUGAAAGUGCAGAUGAUGUCAUGUGGUAAAUCCACAGGAAUGGAGAGGAGAGCAAAGGAACACGGCCAAGGAUGGAGCUUUCUCAAAGGGAAAGAAAAAACGUGUCAAGGAAGCACAGCUUUGUCUCUGACUUAAACCAGUAACUCAGUAGAAGGAUAAGUGCUACUUGCCUAUUUGUUUGUUUUUUUAGUCUCUCAAAUGCACAUAAAGUAGUUCUAAUUCUGUCCCAGAGACAUCCCAGGGAAAUCAGGCUGGGUACUCCUGAAAAAAAUCCCUGGAGCUUUGUCUGUACCACAGUUCUGAAUGUCUCAGGACAGAAGAAGGCAGCUGAGCAAAAGACAACUGUUACUUACUCUAAUCCAAAAGUUUACUGUUGUGGGUUUUUUUCUAAACAGAUAAUCUAUGUAAAUAAACUCAGUUAAAAAGUAA
Molecule: messenger RNA, 1345 nt
Organism: Catharus ustulatus (Swainson's thrush)
Lineage: Eukaryota; Metazoa; Chordata; Aves; Passeriformes; Turdidae
Gene: FAAP20
Product: FA core complex associated protein 20
Exons: 4
Coding region: 1-945 (314 amino acids)
Molecular function (GO): ubiquitin binding
Source: RefSeq, a predicted model, not a curated record